CGACUCCUAUGGUGUUGAUAUAAUUGUUCCAAGCUCAGCACACUACCUUAGAGAUCUCGGCAGCUGAAGGCAUGUGAUGGAAUUGCACUAUGACCCCCACCAAGCUCCACCCCGCAUUCCGAUAACGAAAGCCCGGAAUGAAAUAAGGUUUAGCGCGCGGCCGCUUGUUCCGAUAUGCUGACCUCAGUGUAAAGUAAACAACCGCGAAAAGCUUCAACCCAACAUCAAUUUCUCAACAUCAUCUUCUCCUCCAAACGGAACAGAACAGCACAAGUCUUUGGGUCACGAGAACAGCAGUUGGGUAGAUAUUGCAAUGGCAGAAUUCCACAGAAAAAUAGAACUCCAGUCACCAGAUGAUCUCCAAUACCUGGUCUCGAACAUCCGACGCGCCGCGAACCAGAAGAUAGACAAAGACUGGCCACCAAUAGAAGGAGAGGAUAAAAUACGAGAACGCGUUGAAGAGCUCGUACACAGCUACAUCAACGACGUUUUCCACAAAACGGCUGCAAAUAUAUCUAUUAAUGGCCUCGAACCCUCGGAAGAACUCAUCAACAAUAUCCUCGUGAAUAGCACGUCUCCAGCACAUCACGAAAUCGAAGAACACGAGCCUUUUAACACGAGACUUUUUGAGAAAGCGAAGGAGCGCGCGAGAGAGGAAGAGGAACUGAUUGAGGCGAUUGCGGCGUUGAGGAGGAAGGUUCCUAAUUCAGUAGCGGAGAACACGAAGAAAAUGUACAAGGAGGGUAUUGAGGGUGACGAGGAACAGUUGCGUAAGAGGGAAGAGCUGGUUAAGGAACAGGGAGGGGCGCAGAUGAGCUUGGAGGCCCUUGAGAGGCAAGAAGGUGUGGAGGCCAAUUGGGACAAAGGUAUUAAGGGGCUGGAGAGGUUGAUGAAGACGAUGCCUGAGAUGGUGGCGAGGAAGGAGAGAGCAGAAAAGGCUGAAGCAGUAGCAACUGGAUAAGCAAUGGGAACGAGUCAACAUAUGUGCACCUGUC
This is a messenger RNA of Hyaloscypha bicolor E, 995 nucleotides long. RefSeq lists its product as uncharacterized. Lineage: Eukaryota; Fungi; Ascomycota; Leotiomycetes; Helotiales; Hyaloscyphaceae. Bases 314 to 961 code for a protein of 215 amino acids. Gene Ontology annotation, biological process: mitotic sister chromatid segregation. Gene Ontology annotation, cellular component: kinetochore; MIS12/MIND type complex. The record is from RefSeq and is a predicted model, not a curated record. The transcript has 2 exons.